Molecule: messenger RNA, 3584 nt
Organism: Closterium sp. NIES-67
Lineage: Eukaryota; Viridiplantae; Streptophyta; Zygnematophyceae; Desmidiales; Closteriaceae
Source: the annotation of a GenBank genome assembly
ACAAUAUCAACAGGCUGUGUGUCUUGUCAGUCUAGGUAUAGAUCAGUAUCGUAAGCGCAGCCACACCACACGGAUACUGGCCUGCAGCUCAAUAAGGCAUGUUGGUCGCUGCUCCUCCUUGCGAUUAGCGCUUUGAGAAGCAUUACGGAACGCUGGCAGUGCGAGUCAGCACGCGCCGUGAUGAUUUCGCUAGCUGUCUUUUGCGACUCUCGCGUUGUAAAGAAACAAGCGACAUGAACAAUCUUGAUUUUUCUUAGUUGCUGAAGUUGGGUUGCUGUAGCUGUCUCCCGUUGAAGGAGGUCACUUUCUGUGCGGUUUUCGGCUUACCGUUUCUUUGCGGAUGAUGUCGAGAGCAGUCUAGCUUUGAAAAGCCAAAAAAAAAAACACACACACUUUCGGUGCGGUUUCGGGCUUACCGUGUCUUUGCGGAUGAUACUGCUAGCAGUCUUCCAGCAUGCAUAAGGACACACGGCAACGACCUGGUCCCGUGAGAGGCGGGCCAGGCAGCAAUUCGUGGGACGAAGAUGACGACAUGCCACGUGCGCUCCCCUCUCUUCCACAUCAUCAGCCACGUCAGCUUCUCCGCCCCGAGCAGCAGCAGCAGCCGCAGCAGCAAAAACAGCCGCAGCAAGCGCGGCAGGCUCCCCCCCCACAGUCACGCAAACCCCAGCCCCCGUUAGAAGAACAUCAACCGUCCCGCGGCAAGCAGAACUCUAGAGACGCGUACGAGCCGGAUGAACAGUACGAACCUCGUUACUCGAACCAGCGUGAUUCCCGGGAUUCGCGGGAGGUUAGGGAGCAACCGUAUGACCGGAACAACUGGCAAAGAAACGCGCCGGUGCCAGCUCAGCAGCGGCAGAGCGGCUCGGUUCCGUACAGGCGCCCGGUUGCACAGCCGGAUUCUGAGACGGAAACUGAAACGGAGGCGGAAACGGAGGCUGAGACGGAAACGGAAUUCGAGACGGAAGCUGAAACGGAGGCUGAAACGGAGGCUGAAACGGAGGCGGAGACAGAAGUGGAAGAGACGGAAACGGAGUUUGAGGAAGAGGAAGAGGGGGAGGAAACGGAGGAGGAGGAGGUGACUGAAGUGGAGGAAGAAGGGGAGGGAGAGGAGGAGGCGGAGGAGGAGGAUAAGGAUAACAUUCUGGAACAAGUAGCCGAGCUGCUGAGUCAGAUCGAGGCCAUGAUUGCAGCAGGGCCGCAUGGCAAGCUGGAUGAAUACCUCCCGGUGGUGGACCUGCUGCUGAAUGUGCGCAAGGUGCUGGCAGAGGUGGGGGAGAAGGACGCGGGGAGGAGGGCUGACAUGCUGCUCAGGACCGCUAUGGAGGAUCUGGACUACGAGCUAAGAGACAUACUUAAGAGGAGGAGCAAGCAAGCCUCGGCCAGGUUCUCAGCAGACGAGCUGAGGAGGCUCUUUCAGGCGGAGUUCCUCCAUGGGGGGAGCGCGGAGCCUGCAGGGGAGGGGGGGACGGGAAGGGGAGGGGCAGGAGGGAAGGGGGGGGAAAGGGGGGAUGGGAGGAGUGAGGGGAGGAGUGGAGCUCAAGAGGCAGGACCGGAAGGGGAAGAGAAAGCGGGUGGGGAAGGGGGGGAGGAGGAGGGGGGGAGGCGGAAGGGGAAGAGGAAGGUUCCUGAGCUGUUUCCUGUGAGCACGGGGCGGUGGCUGAAUGAGGCGGCAGGGCGGAUGGUGCAGGGAGGGGCGGGAGGAAAGUGCGUGGAAGCUUACAGGUCCGUGAGAGCAGAGGCUGUGAAGGCGCUGAUGGACGAACUCAAGCUGGAGGACGUGCUGAGCCCAGGGGUGAUUCACGAGGCCCCGUGGCGGGUGCUGGAGCAGGCGUCCAAGGAGUGGGUGCAGGCUGCGUAUAUCAUUGGAGCACUCAUCAUCCCCAUGGAGCACCAGACGGCCAACGAGGCGUGGAGGGGCAUGGACACGCAGAGGCGAGCCGCACUGCGAGGAGUGCUGGAGGAUGGUGGCGUCGGGCGACGGGUUUUGUUUCUAGCAGACGUGCUUAGGGCCAUUGUGUCGCGGCGCAUGGCGGAGCAGCUGUUCUCCCUCCUGGACGCUUAUCAAGUGGUUCAAGAGAUCAUGCCAGAGCUCUCUGCCACCUUCCAGGACCUGAAGGUCAGCAGUGUGUGGGGUGCAUGCGAGGGCUUACCUCUCCUCCUGGGGCGAGCGGUGGCGGCGUGCUUCCAGCGGCUGAAGCUGCUUCUGGAAGACUCUGCUGCGUCUAACCUUGCGGAUGCCAUGCGGAAGCCUGUUCCGGCAAAGAAACCGGCUCUUAGCUUCCUCACUCGCAGCGCCACCGCCAACAGCAGCACAGCUGUGGCCCCUGACGAGUCUGUCUAUGAGAUCGUGCCCCGAGGGGGGGCAGUUGACUCCAUCACCAGCUAUGUGGCCAACUACAUCCGCAGCUACAUGCAGAGGCAAGGAGAACGCAGCUACGUUGACUCCUUGACCUCCCUCUUCGCCAUUCUUGAGACCCAUCCGGACGAGGACCCCAACUCCCUCACAGCAGAUUUCGCCCUCCUCCCCCUCCCCUCCACCGCCUCCUCCCUCUCCCCUCUCUCCUCCAAUCCAAUCGCUGCUGCCGCAGCCGCUGCCACGUCAGCAUCUGCCAUGUCAGCAGGGGCGGGCAAUGGGAGGGCGCCAGGUGUCGGGAGGAGCUUGGAGAGUGAGACAGCUCAGCUGGUGAUGGCUUUGAGGAGGAACCUAGAGUCUAGAUCACGGCUUUAUCCAGAAGAGGAGCUACAGCAGCUCUUCCUGAUGAAUAACCUCAAUUAUCUGGUGAAAUCCAUGAAUGACUGGCACGGGUGGCACUCACAGGGCAUUGAAAAGAACCUGUCGGCUGUGAGGAGGGAGGGCGCUAAGGACCUUAUGGUGGCCAUCGCUGAUCUGCACGAUGACAGAGUGGUGCAGCAGCAUGCGGGGGCGUUCCAGUCACUCGCCCUACUCAAGGUGAUGACAGCCCUCAGCACCAACGACGAUGCGGUGCAGCCAUCCCACAGAACUGCUGCGGACUAUGUCAAGGCAGAGAUGCAACGUCUAAAACGGUUCAACUUGGCAUUUGAGGAGCUCCAGGAGAGGCAGAGGCACUGGGCCAUUCCUGACGAUGGGCUGAGGAGGAAGAUCCGGGCGAAAUGGGCGACCACGAUCAAGGAGCGAUACAGGAAGAUGCUGCUGCCGUACUGGGAUGACUUGACAUCAUGCAAGUUCUAUGCCUUCACCCCAGAAAGAGUGGAGGAAAUUAUUCAGCACACUUUCUUUAUGGACCCUUCGGACUGAAACUUGAAAUGUUUAUCAAUGCCCUUGAAAUUGGAGAAUCGAAUGCUUAUCAAUGCUUCGUCCGUCGUUAUUGAACAGUCUGUAGCUGUUACUUACUACAAUCGCGAAUACCAUAUUUCGUAGGACGGACUCUGCAAGACAGCGGAAAACAGGACAUGGUUCUUUCGCGUGUGCUACUCGGCGAUCUUUCAAGUGUUUCUACCAGAUCUGAUCUUCUUAACCUCUUCCACUCACGACCAACGGCUCUUUCGAUUCUCACUUCCCGCACGUUCGAGUUCAUAUAAAAUAAACUCUCCUUUUUUAG